Messenger RNA from Musa acuminata subsp. malaccensis (wild Malaysian banana), 438 nucleotides. The record is from RefSeq and is a predicted model, not a curated record. NCBI's taxonomy places the organism in Eukaryota, Viridiplantae, Streptophyta, Magnoliopsida, Zingiberales, Musaceae.
AUGGGAAUGGAAGCCCUAGGUACAGGGGACCGGUCGCGUGCCUUCAAACUCCUCUCCGAGGCCUGCCGUCUCGACCCCUCUCUCCCACUCGAUGAUCUCCUUUCCGCAACCGGUGGAAUAGAAUCUUCAAGAUCCUACACAGAGGAGCAGGUGGCAAUCGUUCAUCAGAUUAGGGAACAGAGAGAUUACCACGAGAUCCUGGGGUUCGAGCACGAUUGGGGAUGUUCGCAGAGCAUACCGGAAACUGUCGUUGAAGGUAAGGAGGCCUUCAAGGAAGUCUCUAUGCCUUUCCAGUGCGUCAGCGAAGCGGAGAACCGGGAAAGGUACGAUCUUUGUGGAUCUGAAGAGCCUGCUCUUGGUACGGCCUCAUCACGGCAUGGCUUUGAUGAUGAUGAUGAUGAUGAUGAUUUCGACGCCGAUGAGAUGCUUAGGAGCUGA